AAACAGGUGAAAUCGAAUGUAAACAUUUGCAAUAAGUUGUUACAGUAUCCUAAACCAGAAGCCGAGUAUCACACGUAGGAGUAGGCUAGUCAAUAAUCUUUACCAAGACUGACCCGAGGCAUCGGGUAUACAUAUAAAAUGAAUCUUCUCCGUUGUUUUGGCUGUUGCGCAUCGAAGCAGGAAAGUAAUGAGACGACUGAAUUCGGCAUGCUGGAUGGAGCAGGAGACGUGAGGGGCAAUUUUAAUGAGUUAGUGCUAGAAGGGAAUCGUAUGCCAAGACAUGUGACCGGAUCGGUCAGUUUGUGUGGAUGGGAGCAAACAGGAUGUGGGGUUGACGUGAUCGACUGGGAUGAAACCCCGUUUGAGAGGAGCUUUCAAAGCAAAUUGGCCCAGGCUAGACAAGGGGUCAUUGCUUUACGGUCUCAGUGUGUGGCAGAAACAGCAGAUAAUGUUUUGUCCACAAAGAUUAGACAGCAGUUUGCCAACAUAGACAAAGUGGAAGACAUCAUAAACGGGCAGAUAAAGAAAGCAGCUGUUAUGCGUGAACAAAUGCAGCAAACGAAGGCGAGAUUGAAACAGAGGCAAGACCUGAUGCAAGAGGGUCAGAACGGUAGUGGGCCUGACAGUGCAGAGGAAACUAGGCAAGAGUACAAAACUGUGGAAGAGAUGGAGUGGCAUCUUGAUAAAAUGGAAGAGAAGAUGUUUGCUGACAAAAGAAGACUCGAUGAAAUGCGAUUUGAGGAACAAGUCUUCCGAAUUUUUGAGAAUUCUUGUGAAUCGACAGCAAAUGUUGAGGCAAUGGAAGAGUUUGGCCCAACAGAAAAAGGCAACAUUGAAAAAGCCAUGAGUCCUGCACUGCUGCUGCUUAUCCUGACCCUCUUUGGUCAAUCUCAGCCUGCAAGAGGGGACUUGAUGAAGGUCUUUGUUGAUGUUGUGGACGCUCUAGGUGAUUAUGCCUAUUAUGACUACACUGAAGAGCCAGCGGCAGCGGCAUCUGAUUAUGACUUAAGCUGGUUGUCAGAUCUGCUCGACGAGAAUAGAGAUGAUUGUGAACCCAAUCCCUGUGAGAAUAAUGGUACCUGUGAAGUCAAGGCCAAUGGUGGCUACAAAUGCUUAUGUGUACCAACUUACAGGGGGAAACACUGCGAGAUAUACGUAAGUCCCUGUAAGAAGGGCAACUGUGGUCGUGGUGAGUGUGUGCUGAUUAAGACAGCUCCCUUCUACGAGUGCAAAUGUACAGCCCCGUUUCGACCCCCAGACUGCAGAAAAGCUGCAGCCUGCAAACAGAAUCCUUGCCUAAAUGGGGGAAGUUGCCAAAAGGGACGAACCAGAUCUCAGUUUACCUGCCUCUGCCCUCUUGGCUACAGUGGAAAGCUCUGCCAAGUCGGCCCAGACGACUGCUAUGAGGGAGAUGGACAAUCGUACCAGGGUUUUGUGAGUGAGACGAUGGACGGUCACGACUGUCUGCCCUGGAACUCUCACCUUAUGAGAGACGGCGGCUUUGAUCUGGACACUAUAAGUGGCCUGGGUCCUCACAGUUACUGCAGAAAUCCUGAUGGAGAGGACGCCCCCUGGUGCUUCAUCAAGAUAAAGAAGAUGUUAGACUGGAAUUUCUGCAAUGUGACUAGGUGCUCUGGAACCACAGCCUUACCCAUGGUACCGGUCACUCCUGAAAUCGUCAACCCUCUUGGCACCCAGGCUCCCUCCACGCAGCCAUUUGCCCAGUGUGGCAAGCCUCAGCCUAGUGCCAUGACCCCCAGGAUCUUCGGGGGCCACAAGGUGAUGCCGGCGACCCACCCCUGGCAGGUCUCGCUGCAGGUCAGGCGCAAGCGCAGCAGGGACGAGUUCGGACACACGUGCGGGGGGAUCCUCAUCGACUCGUGCUGGGUCCUCACAGCCGCCCACUGCAUUAACAGGAUGAUGGAGAUGCAGGUGGAGGUGGGUGGUAUCCAUAUUGAGAAGAAGGAGGACUCAGAACAGAUCAUCCCUGUGGAGGAUUUCAUAGUUCAUGAGAACUAUAAGGAGACUAAAGAGGCUCUGUUCAAUGACAUUGCUCUUCUGAGACUGAAGGGUCCGGAGGGCCAGUGUGCCAGAGAGACCAGGUUUGUGAAGACGGCCUGCCUGCCUAGUGGACCGCUACCAGACUCCUCUGAGUGCUACAUAUCAGGAUGGGGAGAGACAGAGACAGAGUAUUACAGUACGAGGCUCCUGGCAGCCAAGGUGCGUCUGAUUUCGCAGGAGCGCUGCACAGCUCCUCAGGUCUAUGGCGACAGGCUGGACGACAGCAUGAUCUGCGCUGGGAGAAUGCAAGGGGCAGUGGACACCUGUCAGGGUGACUCUGGGGGCCCUCUAGUCUGUCAGAAGGAUGGUGUCCACUAUGUUUAUGGUGUGGUCAGCUGGGGUGAUGCCUGCGGUUUGAAGAAUAAACCUGGAGUUUAUGCCCGCGUCACCAAGUUUGUUGACUGGAUCAACUCCAACAAGCAAAAGAUCAAAAUGUGAAUCAAAGUAUAUGUGAGAGAGUAAAAGAGACUAAACACAAUAACAAAGCUAAGAAGUGUGUGUGUGUGUGUGUGUGUGUGUGUGUGCUUGUGCGUGCGUGUGCAAUGCAUGUGUGCCUCCUUUGUCUCCUGUGUGUAUCCCAUGCAGGAAUCUUCAGAUGUAUCCAAGACAAAUGUUAAUAUUUUCUUAUAAUUCAAUGUACUAUAUGUGUAGUGCUGUCAAGCUUUUAACAAUUAAUUUGAAAUAAAAUAACAUUUUAAUUAAAGUGA
Messenger RNA from Alosa sapidissima (American shad), 2768 nucleotides. RefSeq names its product hyaluronan-binding protein 2-like. The record is from RefSeq and is a predicted model, not a curated record. Gene Ontology annotation, biological process: blood coagulation; proteolysis. The transcript is spliced from 18 exons. Gene Ontology annotation, molecular function: calcium ion binding; serine-type endopeptidase activity. The coding region runs from base 139 to 2499 and encodes 786 amino acids. NCBI's taxonomy places the organism in Eukaryota, Metazoa, Chordata, Actinopteri, Clupeiformes, Clupeidae.